CUGAAACAUCUAUAAGUAGUUGGUCAUUAUGACAGCAUUCCCGGGCAUUCAGAACUGACAAAAGGUACGACUAAGUGCAAACCAAGAGCAUUGGCGGAUGGGAGGUUGUGACGAAUGUCACCGAGGGAGGGUCGCCUGCCUAAAUUGCACCAGACCUUCUAGAGUGUGCGUCCUGGCAGAUAAUACAAACAACAGAUAAAUAAGCUUAAUUCACCAUAAAAGGAAACUACACUGCCACUCUACUAGAAGGUCUGGCUCGAGACUAACGACUGUGCACCAAUCAAGGUCCUAGCCAAUAUCAAUUAUCCGAUCAAAAAUCUCAAAGCUGUCGAACAGUCAAAGUUACGUUCAUAUAUGUACCCGUGAGAUUACACCUCAUGGUCAAACCCAGUCAGUUUAUUCAUAGACAUUCGGAGGCUCGUGAGGCCACGCCUUGCCUUCGUGGUCUCUUCCCAACUACGCCUCACAGAAUGAUUUCGGUGUCUGCUACUUUUCGCGAAACCACGGCUUCAAGUGAAGAUCGACAGGAGACUCGUGCCAUGAAUAUUGAGAAGCCUACCCUCCGUGAAUCGUGGGACGUGAUCAUGAAGACGGUGGAUGCACUCGAUGAUGACUUGGUGAAGGGAUAUAAGGAAGAUAUCGAUACUCUUUUGGUUUUCGCCGGUUUAUUCUCAGCAGUCGUGACGGCCUUCACAGUAGAAUCUUAUCAAUGGCUACAAGAAGAUACUGUCGAUAAGAGCGUCGCGCUCCUCACACAGAUCGCACAACAAAUGAGCAACCCCGGUCAGAUGUCACCUUCAUCCACGCCGUUCGCUCCCACGUCCUCGACUGUGCGAAUCAAUACAUUUUGGUUCCUUAGCCUCACGCUUGCGCUCGUGGAUGCUCUGUUCGGACUCCUCUGUAAACAGUGGGUUCGUGAAUAUCAACGAAAAACAAACACAAAGACUCCGGGUCAGGCGUUGGCGCUCCGUUGGCUCCGUUUCCAGAGUUUCGAACGGUGGCACGUUCCCAAAAUUCUCGCAUCUCUUCCAAUCCUACUCGAAGUCGCUCUAUUCCUCUUCCUUGCCGGACUAUUGGAGUUGUUGUGGUCUCGACAUCAUUUCCCAUUUUUCAUUUGUCUAGUAGUCAUCGGGCUUGCUAUUUUGUUUUACCUCACCACAACUAUAAUCCCCGGCCUGAGCACAAUUCACCAAACCCUCCGAACACAUCCCUACUUUGCAUCUGACCUUUACCCAAUGCUCAUUGCUCACUUGCCGCUAAUCGACUUCGUAUGUCCAUACAAAUCCCCUCAAUCAUGGCUUUCAUUCCGCCUACUUUCGGCCAUAUAUUAUCUUCCAGGCUUUAGAUGGCUCAUCCACCCCUUUCUUGUCAAGUUCAGUCAGAACUGGUAUCCUGAUUGGGACCACGAUUUCAAAAACCUAGAUCACCUCAUCAGCAAGAACGUUUUACAGGCUUCCUGUUGGUCUUCACUCGAUGUCAAUGCCAUCCAGCGUUUCUCAAAUGUCAAAGGGUGUCCUGAUCUAUACCAAUUAAAGGGCUUUCGAUGGCUUGUCCAGGAAACCCGAGAUACUCCAUCCAUGGUUCCUCACCUAAAGAAUGUGCUGGCAGAGCUCGACCCACAUUUAGUCAUGCCCGCUAUUUUCGAUCGCUGGGAUUCACCAUACAAAAAAGCUAUGUGGCAUGUGUUUGACGUCCACUCUGCACUGGAGUCUUCCCCAAGCCACAACGAAAAUUCAGGUCUAUUCGAUGAUCAAUCACCAUUCGACCAUUCAGUUAUAGUUUCACGAUUGUUAUGCUUCCAACACUGUUUGAUAAUCUUUGACGGUGCUUGGGAAAUUUGGGAUUCGAAUGGUUCCGGGUUGAAGAAGGCAGCAGAGGACCUCUGGAUUCGUAUACUCAAAGUGCCUAAAAAUAGCCAAUUCGUGAAGGUAUUUUUCCGCCCUCAGGAGUUGUUGCGGCGCCCAUCCCGGAUGGAUUGGUGUGGAACAAUUUUGGAUUUCUACAAGGAGCAUUGGCACGAACUGGACAUUGGAAUCCAAGUAUGGCUGACAGAGAGGCUCUCUCGCUCUAUCCUCCGAUUUCUCGGGUCCGAAUCAGAACUCGACGUGAGAUCCACUCAUCUGGCAUCCAGCUAUGGUCUCAACUUCUUCACCUCGGUAAACGACGAACUAUGUAAAGCAGAAUUUCUCGAAACGACUUCUGCCUACCUGGAAAGCUGGAUAGACGUAUUGACCCACGUGCGUCGCCUUCACCACUUGCCGAUUCUGCAAUUCAAGCCAAUUCCGGGUUACUUUCCACUACUAUCAAGAAAAUUCCAGAGGCUCUUGGAUGAUCCAUCGACAUCUGAAUUAGACACGCUUUGGCCCGUGUUGGAAUCGUACAAGCAACUCUGGGAUAAGGCAUACAACUCGCAAAAGGAAAACCUAGUCAGCAUAUUGUCCAAUCACAUACAUAACGUAGGCCCCGAACGAAACACGAAAGCUCCCAUCCCAAUUUCGUCGAUCGAAGAACCUUCCCAACUUCCGCCUUUACCCUCGUCUAUCUUUACCAGAUCUAUGAAGUCGCGACAACCCCUCGAAUUUCUCACUUUCGUGAACGAGAAGCUCAUUCAAGAUCCUGAUUUCCUUCAUGAUUGUUGGAAGAGUACCGUUGACCGCUGGGUGAUUGCACUGGAGUGCGUACGAGUUCUCCAAGGAUUACCGCCCAAUUAUUUCAGAUCAAUCCCGGAGUGCAACGGGGAUGGCACAGUCAUCAGUUACAAACCUGGCAACCAGAGAAGCGAUAAGAUUGAAAAAGGAGAGGAAGGAACAGGAGGUGAAAGGUAUGAGCUCGGCCGACUGAAGGUUAGCAUAGAGGAAGACGACGGACCGGCAUCUUCCAGUGAUGACAGACUAGAACGUAAUUCAGGAGAAGGAUAUCCGGGAGCUAUUUGGGGGCAAGGUGCGGAGAACAACGUUUAG
Marasmius oreades (fairy-ring Marasmius) is the source of this 2960-nucleotide messenger RNA. RefSeq lists its product as uncharacterized. The record is from RefSeq and is a predicted model, not a curated record. The transcript has 3 exons. NCBI's taxonomy places the organism in Eukaryota, Fungi, Basidiomycota, Agaricomycetes, Agaricales, Marasmiaceae. The coding region runs from base 378 to 2960 and encodes 860 amino acids.